Rattus rattus (black rat) is the source of this 4309-nucleotide messenger RNA. It is a transcript of the gene Pde7a, whose product is annotated as phosphodiesterase 7A. Bases 807 to 2177 code for a protein of 456 amino acids. The transcript has 13 exons. NCBI's taxonomy places the organism in Eukaryota, Metazoa, Chordata, Mammalia, Rodentia, Muridae. The record is from RefSeq and is a predicted model, not a curated record. Gene Ontology annotation, molecular function: 3',5'-cyclic-AMP phosphodiesterase activity.
UAAACAUUGUCACUAACAUGGAGCCUGCUACUUAACAGAAGCUUAAUAAGUAUUUGCUGAAUUCUUGACUAAGAGUUUACGAGAGGCUCUUCAUCAAAAGUAACUUGCUGGAUGCUCUGGCAGGUGGCGUAGAUGGAUGAAGAGAGAUAAGCUUUGUUCUGGACAGCUCACUCGCAGUCACAAAAGUAAGACAUGCACCCUGAAUAUUACAGAACUAAACUGUCUUAGGACUUGAGGACAGGUAUCUUUUAUUAUGUGAGAAUACAUGACCUUAUCAGUAAGGUUCAAUGGCACAGAUCACGUUUACAGCUGUUGUCAUAAAAUAACCGAUAUUGGAAGAAAGCAAAGGUUUGAAGAAAUUCAAUACUCAGGGGUAAAGUGUAAAAUGUUCUAAUAUUUUGGAGUAUUAUGCCUGCAGAAGUGGCCUCCAUGAAAAGAAUGAGGAAAUUUUUAGCCUUGCCAAACAUUUUUAAAAAUUACUUUAAAGUACUCUGUAGAACAAAGAUUAUAGACAUGUUUGGGCUAGCCUGAGACCUUUUAUGAGAUUAUUGGACCAGGUAGAUUUUUCCUGUCUGUCUUCCAGUACUAUUUCCUCUGCUCUAUCCAAGUGGUGGGGUUGUGGCAUUAAGCAUGUGCUGGGCAGAAAGGCUAGACAGGCCGUGCAUUCCCAGAGGAGUCAGGUGAUCACUGUCUGAGGCAGCUGCUUGAGGUUCAAGGCAGUCAGUGUCCCUCUCUUCUGCCUUGGGCGGCUGUUAUUCACUGGACUCCUUAAGGAGAGAGUAUGUGGUGCGCUUUUGGCUGAUCCAAUGGGAAUCACAUUGAUCUGGUGUCUGGCUUUGGUUCUGAUCAAGUGGAUAACCUCUAAGAGACGUGGAGCUAUUUCCUAUGACAGUUCUGAUCAGACUGCGUUAUAUAUUCGUAUGCUAGGAGAUGUCCGAGUGAGGAGCCGAGCAGGAUUUGAGACAGAAAGAAGAGGUUCCCACCCGUACAUUGACUUCCGUAUUUUUCAUGCUCAGUCUGAAAUUGAAGCGUCUGUCUCUGCCAGAAACAUCAGAAGGCUGCUCAGUUUCCAGCGGUAUCUCAGAUCCUCACGAUUUUUUCGGGGUGCCACAGUUUGUAGAUCUCUAAACAUUUUAGAUGAGGAUUACAAUGGACAAGCCAAGUGUAUGCUGGAAAAAGUUGGAAAUUGGAAUUUUGAUAUCUUUCUGUUUGAUAGACUAACAAAUGGAAAUAGUCUAGUAAGCUUAACCUUUCAUUUAUUUAGUCUUCAUGGAUUGAUUGAGUACUUCCAUUUAGAUAUGGUGAAACUCCGUCGAUUUUUAGUUAUGAUUCAAGAGGAUUACCACAGUCAAAAUCCUUACCACAAUGCAGUCCAUGCUGCAGAUGUUACCCAGGCCAUGCACUGUUACUUAAAGGAACCUAAGCUUGCCAAUUCUGUAACUCCUUGGGAUAUCUUGCUGAGCUUAAUUGCAGCUGCCACUCAUGAUCUGGAUCACCCAGGUGUUAAUCAGCCGUUUCUUAUUAAAACCAACCAUUACUUGGCAACUUUAUACAAGAAUACCUCAGUCCUGGAGAAUCACCACUGGAGAUCUGCCGUGGGCUUGUUGAGAGAAUCUGGUCUGUUCUCACACUUGCCAUUGGAAAGCAGGCAUGAGAUGGAGGCUCAGAUAGGUGCUUUGAUACUAGCCACGGACAUCAGUCGCCAGAAUGAGUACCUGUCAUUGUUUAGAUCUCACUUGGAUAAAGGUGACUUACACCUUGAUGAUGGCAGACAUAGGCAUUUGGUUCUACAGAUGGCCUUGAAAUGUGCUGAUAUUUGUAACCCAUGUCGGAACUGGGAAUUAAGCAAGCAGUGGAGUGAAAAAGUAACGGAGGAAUUCUUCCACCAAGGCGAUAUAGAAAAAAAGUACCAUUUGGGUGUGAGUCCACUUUGUGAUCGUCAGACUGAGUCUAUUGCCAACAUCCAGAUUGGUUUUAUGACUUACCUAGUGGAGCCUUUAUUUACAGAGUGGGCCAGGUUUUCAGACACGAGGCUGUCACAGACGAUGCUGGGACACGUGGGGCUGAAUAAAGCCAGCUGGAAGGGACUACAAAGACAACAGCCUAGCAGCGAGGAUGCCAGUGCUGCAUUUGAGUUGAACUCACAGCUAUUAACUCAGGAAAAUCGGUUAUCAUAACCCUGAACCAGUGGGACAACUUCCCUCCUGCAAGAUUGUGGAAAUGUGAAAUGGUCUUGAGUUGAAGAACUGGUUCUGACUGCUGAGGUUUCCAAGGAAAUGAUGUCAGCGUUAUUCAUCAUUAUCGUUAUCUUCUGUUGGAUCAUUUGAGCCCACUUUUUAAUAGGACAUGAAUAUAUAGCAAUAUGCAUCUGGCUUUUGUAUGAAACCUUAAGUAUGUAAAGCUCAGCAGGAGAACCAGAAAGGAUUAACAAAGGAAGAUGUUUUUAGGUGUGCCAUGUGCUUUCAAAGUGUGUAUUCUUCAAGCCCUGAAACUUGAACUCAACCUCAGCAUCAAUCUUGAUGCAACCAGUCCAAUCCAACAGCGCAUCUGUCCCUUCCACUACAUACUCUGAGAAAACAGAAAUGUGAAGUGCCCAGCCUCUGCUGCCUCUGGCAAGAAUCAAUCAAUGUUUACAAAUCCAAUCUGAAAUAUUGGUUCUAAUUGCCUCGAGCAUUAUUGUGAAGGAACCACUGACCGUUCUCAGCUGAGCUGGAGACUGCAGCUCUUCGCAGCGUUUGCCUUUUCUUCUUUGGAUGUCAAUGUCAUCAACGCCUCCCACUUGCUGUUUUGUUCUGUGCACUGGAGUCUGAGCAUUUACCACAGAUACCACACGAAGCUUUUUCACUCCAGGGCUGUUUGGCAAUGCAGAUUCCUUUUGUAACUAUUAGUUUUUAACUUGGGGUGGGAGGGAAGGAACACCAAUGUCCUAGCUGUGUUCUGACUCUGCAGUGAAGACACUGCAUGUUGUUUUCACUACUGUACACUUGACCUGCACAUGCAAGAAAAAGGUGGAAUGUUUAACAUACCAUAUCAGCUCAGGGUAUUUGCCAAUCAGAAAUAAAGUGGGAUAGGGAAGUGUGUCUUUCAAAUCAAGGGUACUAAAGUCCCUUCCGCUGCAGUGCGUGAGAGGUAUGUUGUGUAUGGCUGUAUGGGUGUGUGUUUGUGCGCAUGUUUGUGCAUGUAUGGCUGUGCAUGUUCUGUCCAUCCGUGUGGGAAAGGAUUAGAAUUGUAAGCUUUUAUUUAUUGUUUUAGAAUGUGACAUAGUGAGCAGCCACACUUGGGGGAGGGGAAGGUAGGUGAAGCUGUAAGAUUGCUCCAGAUGCCUUAAACUAUGCACAAAGCUAAGUGACCAAACUUCUCAUUUUGAUUUGAAAAGUGCAUUGUUUUCUUGUCCCCCCCUCCUCCACUUUGAUGAAAUGUUACCCUUUGGUGGAUCUUUUGAUGUGAAUAGAUGUUUUCUAGGGUAAAAUUUAAGGACUAAUUUUAGACUUAAACACUCCACUUUUGUAAUGUGUUUUCAGUGGUCUUAUGCAUAGCAAGCACAACUGUAACUAGUUUAAGAGAAACGGUGCUUUCUUUUAGUUAAUUUGUAUUGCCCUUGUUACUGUUAAAGACUGUUUAUUAUGUUUACAGUUUGUUGCAACAGCCAUCUUCUUGGGAGAAAACUUGAGUGUAAAGCCAUUUGUAAAAGGCUUUGCCACACUCAUUUAAACAUGUGCCUGUUGCUGUUACCUUUCGAUGAAUAAAAACUGGUCUUUUCUCAUUUUUUAUCUUUGCACUUUACCUCACCACUCAAUCCUUUGGAAUUCACAUGCUGAAUUACUUAAGUGAUCAGUUAGCUGUUUCCUCUUCCAUUCAGUCGUGGGUAACCUUGUGGUCUAAGCUAUGUGCAGACUGUCUUCUGGAAGUGUAUGAAUGAGCCUUGCUCUGCACCCUGCAGGUGUGACAAGGCCUGGCCCAGUUUGAUCAAGUCUUGCCUGCUGUAGAUGGUUCUUCAUAGCAUUUGUUGGGAAUUGCCUAAGAAAUCACACCCUUGAAGGGGAUAAAAAAUACCAGUUGUGUUUAUAUUCUUGGCCUUUUUAAAGCAAUGUAAGAAAUAGCCACUUAAUUCUUUUUUGGGGACAGGGUCCUAGGCUCAGAUAGCCUGGUAACAAUAUAGACAGGCUGGCCUCAACUCACAGACACCUCCUUGCUUUUGGGUAUUAGUAUUAAAGGUGUAUGCCACCAUCCCCAAUUAAGAGUGGCCUUUCUACCCUCCCAGACAGAUCUAAUGCAUUAGAAGGGAUACAGUUCAGAUUUUAAGAUCAGG